UGUAUUUUCGACUCUUCUUAAUCAAGAAUUGGAUGGCUGAACCGAAUCCGAGGCCAAAUACGGAGGCGGAGUUGAAUAGUUGGUUGCCUAUAACCGCGUCCCGUAAAGCGAAAUGGUGGUAUUCUGCUUUUCAUUGCGUCACUGCUAUGGUUGGCGCUGGCGUGCUCGGUUUGCCACUAGUCUUGGCUCGGCUCGGCUGGAUACCUGGAAUCCUGGCUAUACUUGUUGCAUGGUUAGUAACAUGGUACACAGUUUGGCUAUUGAUUCAACUCCACGAAUCAGAGACGGGUAAACGUUUCGAUCGGUUCACCGAGCUCGGGCAACAUGCCUUUGGAGAAUACCUAGGAUUCUGGCUGGUAAUGCCGCAACAAUUGAUAGUCCAAGUUGGAUCCAACAUCGUAUACAUGGUCACCGGAGGGAAAUCGCUCCAAAAAUGCUUAGCUCUCAUCACGCCAAAAGCUGAUUUGCGAAACACUUAUUACAUCUUGAUAUUUGCUGCCGUUCAAUUGGUACUUUCUCAAUCUCCCAACUUCAAUUCCUUGAAGAUCGUCUCUCUUCUCGCGGCCGUCAUGUCGAUAAGCUACUCUUUCAUAGCCACGGGUGCAUCUCUAUGGAAAGGCUUCACGGGGCACCACGUAGUUAACUAUGGUUUUCGAUCGACGACGACAAUCAACAUCAUUUUUGACAUCUUCAGUAGCUUAGGAGUGCUAUCAUUCGCCUUUGCUGGUCACAGUGUGGCAUUGGAAAUUCAGGCGACAAUCCCUUCAACACACACAAAGCCGUCGAAAAAUCCAAUGACUAAGGGUGUCACCGUGGCUUAUCUUAUCGUGGCGUUGUGCUAUUUUCCCGUCGCAAUAUCAGGGUAUUGGGCAUUCGGAAAUGAAGUCGAGGAUGAUGUACUUCUUUCUUUGGAACACCCGAAAUGGCUCAUUAGUGCUGCUAAUUUCAUGGUGUUCAUUCAUGUUAUUGGAAGCUAUCAGGUAUUCGGUAUGCCUAUUUUUGACAAAAUUGAAUCUGCGUUAGUCACAAAGUGGCAUUUCAACCCGGGAAGACCUCUUCGCCUCGUCGCACGCAGUGCAUAUGUUGUGUUCACCGCAUUUAUGGCACUGAUCCUUCCAUUCUUUGGAGGAUUAUUGGGAUUUUUUGGAGGGCUAGCAUUUUCAAGCACAUCUUAUAUUAUUCCUUGUGCUGUUUGGCUUAAAACCCAAAAACCUAAAGCAUGGAGCAUCCACUGGAUUUUAUGUUGGACUUCACUGCUAAUUGGAUUUACUAUCAUGACGGUGGCACCAAUUGGAGGAGCUCACGAGAUCAUCGUUUCAUGGAAGAGUUACAAACUUUUCCAAUAAUAAUUUGGUCAUUUUAUUUUUUCUAUAAAUGAUCCAUUGGCAUAGCAUUUCUUUUUUUCUUGAAAUGCUAUCCAUUUUAGUAGUUUUUAUCUAGCAA
Molecule: messenger RNA, 1443 nt
Organism: Salvia splendens (bonfire salvia)
Lineage: Eukaryota; Viridiplantae; Streptophyta; Magnoliopsida; Lamiales; Lamiaceae
Product: lysine histidine transporter-like 5
Exons: 8
Coding region: 33-1346 (437 amino acids)
Source: RefSeq, a predicted model, not a curated record